This is a messenger RNA of Theileria orientalis strain Shintoku, 366 nucleotides long. RefSeq lists its product as uncharacterized. Gene Ontology annotation, biological process: protein folding. The transcript has 2 exons. The record is from RefSeq and is a predicted model, not a curated record. The coding region runs from base 1 to 366 and encodes 121 amino acids. Gene Ontology annotation, cellular component: prefoldin complex; cytoplasm. Lineage: Eukaryota; Apicomplexa; Aconoidasida; Piroplasmida; Theileriidae.
AUGGGCUCUGUCGACUAUGAAGUCAAUGUUGAGGACCAGGAGAAGAUCGUGAACUUUAGUCUUCUGUACAACAAGAGGCUGAGACUUGAGAAGAAGCUGGAGCUCCUGAAACAGGAGCAGACUUACUUGAGUGACGCACAGGAGGAGUGUAUGAUUGCUCUUGAGACUCCACUCUUUAAAAUCGGCGACUGUUUUCUAAAACUCGAUGAUACGCAACUGGAUGAAGAAUUGAAUAAACGCAAGGAUCUACUUGAGACUCAGAUGAAUAAAUUGACUGAUGAGCUCCAACAGGCUGAAGCUGAGUCUAAUGCUCUGAAGUCGUACUUGUAUUCCAAAUUCGGAAACAGAAUUAACCUGGAGGCUUAG